Messenger RNA from Apus apus (common swift), 1394 nucleotides. Its product is annotated as lymphocyte antigen 6E-like. Lineage: Eukaryota; Metazoa; Chordata; Aves; Apodiformes; Apodidae. Gene Ontology annotation, molecular function: acetylcholine receptor inhibitor activity. Bases 193 to 573 code for a protein of 126 amino acids. The transcript is spliced from 3 exons. The record is from RefSeq and is a predicted model, not a curated record.
GAACACGAGCUUGUUUAGAUUUCCAACUUAUUUCAUCCCAUACACAAGCGCUGACACGUUAUUAUCAAUUAUCCACCACCUGACACAGCAGCCCCGUAGUUAUUAUCUUAGCAUCAAAGCAAACAUUGCAGAGGUAUAAAACCUGCCCUGGCUGAGUCCUGCUUAUUUUGGAGGCUGGAAGACCUAUAAAGAAUGAAGACUUCUCUUCUUGUCGUGCUGAUCACAGCCCUGUGCACUGAGAGGGCUCUCUCUUUGACAUGUUUCACAUGCAAAGAUGCAUCUUCCAACAUCCACUGUCUCAGCACAACCACGUGCUCUGAGAAUGAGAAGUAUUGCCUCACAACCUAUUCUACCACGGGGUUUGGGGAUGACCGUAACCGGCGUAUCACCAAGAAGUGUUCUGCAUAUUGCCCAACAAUUGACCUGAAUAUUGGCAUAGCUGGCGUUGCUACCAGCUGCUGUGAGACAUCCUUGUGCAACAUCAGUGGUGCUAGCAGUGUGAAAACCAGUUACACCAUGAUAGCUCUGGGUGCCUUGGCCAGUCUCGCCUGCAUCCUCCGACUGGGUUUUUGAAUGGGUUUGUGGGGGAAAGGAGCUGCUUGGCCUUGCACUGCAAGGUAUCAAGCUCUCAUCUGUACAGUGUAAAUGCUGCCCUAUUUCUCCUACCUGGAAGGUAACAUCCCAUCAGCAAAUAUUUUUUGCUCUUUCUGUGCCCUGACACCAGUGCAGAAGAGCACAGCCCUACCUCAAACUGGUGUUUGGGACAGGAAGAUGUGAUGUAGGGCCCUGUGCAUGCAGAAGGGCACCAUAGAAUCAUAGAAUGGUUUGGGUUAGGACCUUAAAGAUCAUCUUGUUCCAACCCCCCUGCCCCGGGCAGGGACACAUCCCACUACACCAUGUUGCUCCAAACCCCAUCCAACCUGGCCUUAAACACUUCUGGGUGUGUGGGGGGGCAGCCACAGCUUCUCUGGGCAACCUGAUCCAGUGUCUCAUCUCCCUCACAGGAAAUAACUUCUUCCCAAUAUCAAAUAUAAAUCUACCCUCAUUCAGCUUGAAACUGUUACCUCUCAUGCUAGCACUCCAUGCCCUUGUAAAAUGUCCACCUCCAUUUUUCCUCUAGACUCUUCAGGUACUGGAAGACUCCUCUAAGUUCUCCCCAGAGCCCCGUCUUCUCCAGUAGUCAUACAGACACCAUAUAGUCACCAACUCUGCUACUAUUGGCUUUUAUAACUCCACGGGUUGUUGCUUUUUUCCCCUCCAUUUUGUCCCUCCCAUUCUCUUGUGCCAUUUUUACAUUGAUACCAUUUUCCGCCACACAUCAUUUUGCUCUGAGGAAGCUUUUGAUAUUGUACUUGUUAAACAGAAGCUGGGCACAAUAAAGUGUUAUUUUCUUC